CACUGAUUCAACACACGCCCACUGUCACGGCUCCAAGAGGUUGUAGCAUUCGUAUUCUUUUGUCUGCUUUUGACUUUGGCUCUUUUUGGUGACUGAGCUUCUGUGCCCCUGUGUCGCGUUUUUCUCCAAGACAACAAAAUCUGCCGCAAUGGAUGAGCAAUAUGAUGCGAUCGUGCUGGGCACUGGCCUGAAAGAGUGCGUCCUCUCGGGCCUGCUCUCGGUCAACGGCAAGAAGGUGCUGCACAUGGACCGCAAUGACUACUAUGGCGGUGCCUCAGCCUCCAUGACGCCCUUGGAGAAGCUGUACGAGGCCUUCAAGAAGCCCAAUUCACCUCCUGAGAGCAUGGGUCGAGGCCGCGACUGGAAUGUUGACCUUGUGCCCAAGUUUCUCAUGGCCAAUGGUCUGCUAGUCAAGAUGCUCCUGCAUACGGAUGUCACCCGCUACCUCGAGUUCAAGAACAUUGAGGGCAGCUUUGUCUGGAAGAAGGGCGGCAAGGUGCACAAGGUCCCCUCGACCGAGUCGGAAGCGCUGACCAGCGGCUUGAUGGGUAUUUUUGAAAAGCGUCGUUUCCGCAACCUUUUGGUGUGGGUCAUGGGCUACGACGCUGAUGACCAAGAGACUUGGAAGGGUUUGUCUCCAGACAUGCCCAUGAAGGAGGCCUACGCCAAGUUCGGUUGCGACGGCAAUACUCAGGACUUUACCGGCCAUGCCUUGGCGCUUUACACCACUGAGGAUUACCUGGAGCAACCACUGCUCGAGACGGUCAAGCGCAUCAAGCUGUACCGUGAUUCAGUGGCCCGUUACGAGGGCACCAAGAGUCCUUACCUCUACCCUCUCUAUGGUCUCGGCGAGCUGCCUCAAGGCUUUGCUCGCCUCUCGGCUAUCUACGGUGGUACCUACAUGCUGGCCAAGCCAAUCGAAGAAGUUGUCAUGGAGGGUGGCAAGGUCGUGGGCGUCAAGUCGGAGGGCGAGGUGGCCAAGGCACCUUUGGUUAUUGGUGACCCAUCCUACUUUCCGGACCAGGUCAAGAAGGAGGGAGAGGUUGUCCGUGCCAUUUGCUUGAUGGACCACCCCAUCCCUCAGACCAACAAUGCCGUCUCUUGCCAAAUCAUCCUUCCCGGCAACCAGGUUGACCGCAAGAAUGACAUUUACAUUGCCUGCGUCUCGGCUGCGCAUCACGUUGCUGCCGAGGGCAAGUACAUUGCCAUUUGCUCCACCAUGGUCGAAACUGGCAAUCCUGAGGCAGAGCUUGCACCAGCUUUCCAGACGAUUGGUCCAGUGCUCGAGAAGUUUGUGAGCGUUGAUCCUCUCCUUGUCCCCACUGGUGAUGGCAAGGACUCGGGCAUCUUUGUCACAAAGUCCUAUGACGCUUCUUCGCACUUUGAGACGACCUGCCUUGACAUUCUUGAUGUGUACAAGCGUUGCAUGGGCGAGGAACUUGACUUGGACACUCCUCGCAAGCCGGCAGCGGAAGAAUAAGGCCGUGGGGUCUUUACCUCGCAUCCUGGCCUUGACGUGCUUAACAGCGCACUGGUUGUCUGCUUUCUCAAGCGCGCAAUUCCCCAAACAGGCGCAGAGGAUUUUCACUGGGGGAUGUUGCUGACGCUUUGUGUUGCCCUCGUUUGUUGUACGUGUGCGUGUCGUGCAGCGCGGGCUGAAUUCAAUGACUUCGAUUCGU
This is a messenger RNA of Monosiga brevicollis MX1, 1679 nucleotides long. RefSeq lists its product as uncharacterized. Gene Ontology annotation, molecular function: Rab GDP-dissociation inhibitor activity. Gene Ontology annotation, biological process: protein transport; small GTPase-mediated signal transduction; vesicle-mediated transport. Gene Ontology annotation, cellular component: cytoplasm. The transcript is spliced from 7 exons. Lineage: Eukaryota; Choanoflagellata; Craspedida; Salpingoecidae. The coding region runs from base 149 to 1480 and encodes 443 amino acids. The record is from RefSeq and is a predicted model, not a curated record.